AUGGCAGCCAUAGCUCGCCUUCCACUAAACCAUUCUCUUCCAACGAUCCUAAACCAUACGCGUUACCUCCCUCGACGUCUCUCAUUUCCUACUUAUCUCCAUCGCUCUCCCUUUCGCUCCUUCUCAGCCGUCUCUCCAACCCUCUGCUCCUCCUCCUCCCAGGGUGAUUCCAACGCUUCUAUUGUUGGAGAUCUUCUGGAUUAUCUUAAUGAAUCCUGGACUCAGUUUCACGCCACUGCUGAGGCUAAGAGACAGCUUUUGGAUGCUGGGUUCCAUCUCCUUAGUGAAAACGAUGACUGGAAUCUCAAACCUGGUGGCCGUUACUUCUUUACUCGUAACAUGUCCUGUCUUGUUGCUUUUGCUGUCGGAGAUAAGUAUGUUCCUGGUAAUGGUUUUCAUGCCAUAGCUGCUCACACUGACAGUCCAUGUCUUAAACUUAAACCAAAGUCAGCUUCUUCCAAGUCUGGUUAUCUCAUGGUGAAUGUUCAGACUUAUGGUGGUGGUUUGUGGCAUACCUGGUUUGAUCGUGACUUGAGUGUUGCCGGGAGAGCUAUUGUGAGAGCUAGUGAUGGGUCCUUUGUUCAUAGGCUUGUCAAAGUCAAAAGACCGUUACUUCGAGUCCCCACUUUGGCCAUUCAUCUUGAUCGGACAGUGAACAGUGAUGGGUUCAAACCGAAUUUGGAGACUCAGCUUGUUCCGUUACUAGCAACGAAGCAAGAUGAAACCUCGGCUGAAUCAAAGGACAAAAACGUAUCUCCCUCCUCCAAAGAUGCUCAUCAUCCAUUACUUAUGCAGAUUUUGUCAGAUGACCUGGAGUGUAAGCCCGAGGACAUAGUGAGUCUUGAGUUAAAUAUCUGUGACACCCAACCUAGCUGCCUUGGAGGAGCAAACAAUGAAUUCAUAUUCUCUGGAAGACUUGAUAAUCUUGCAUCGAGCUUCUGCGCUUUGAGAGCUCUCAUUGAUUCAUGUGCAUCAUCGGAAAACUUAUCGACUGAACAUGGUAUCCGAAUGAUUGCUUUAUUUGACAACGAGGAGGUAGGUUCAGAUUCAUGUCAAGGUGCAGGUGCACCCACCAUGUUUCAAGCCAUGAGACGGAUUGUGAGUUCCCUAGGAAAUGCGCAGGUUACUGAGUGUACCUUUGACCGUGCUAUCAGGAAAUCUUUUCUUGUGUCUGCAGAUAUGGCUCAUGGAGUGCACCCGAACUUUGCAGACAAGCAUGAAGAGAACCACCGUCCUCAACUACACAAGGGUCUGGUUAUCAAACAUAACGCAAACCAGCGUUAUGCAACUAGUGGGAUCACUUCUUUUCUUUUCAAAGAAGUAGCAAAGCUCCAUGAUCUUCCUAUUCAGGACUUUGUGGUGAGAAACGAUAUGGGAUGUGGAUCAACAAUAGGACCUAUAUUGGCUUCAGGAGUCGGGAUUCGAACCGUUGAUUGUGGCAUAGCUCAGCUUUCUAUGCAUAGGUAUAUUAAUGACUCAUGUUUCCUAAUCAACUACCUUAAGACUCAGCUUCUAAGGGCGUUGCUUGUGAAACAGUGUGAGAGAGAUUUGUGGAACAGACGAUAUAGACAUAGCGUACAGACAUUUCAAGGCGUUUUACAGAUCUUUCUCAAUCGUAGACAAGAAGCUCACUGUGGAUGAUUAGCUGCUCCUGCAGGAGUUAACGAGUUGUUUUAGGUCUGGUUUCUUGUUAAACCAAAUUGGAAUAUAUUCUUUUGUUUUUGGUCAAGAAUCAGAUUUGUGUAUUAUGUUGUAUUUUUUUUACAUUAUACAAAGUUCAUGCAUUCGUUACCAUAAU
Molecule: messenger RNA, 1798 nt
Organism: Eruca vesicaria subsp. sativa (arugula)
Lineage: Eukaryota; Viridiplantae; Streptophyta; Magnoliopsida; Brassicales; Brassicaceae
Source: the annotation of a GenBank genome assembly